Bathycoccus prasinos is the source of this 255-nucleotide messenger RNA. The record is from the annotation of a RefSeq genome assembly. Lineage: Eukaryota; Viridiplantae; Chlorophyta; Mamiellophyceae; Mamiellales; Bathycoccaceae.
AUGGCUACAAAAGUAAGCGUACCAGCAAGCGAUGGUAAACUUCCUGGAACAGGAAAAAUUACACGAUUAGGAACAGUAUUACGCCCACUUAACUCAGAGUACGGAAAAGUAGCUCCGGGUUGGGGUACAACAGUAAUUAUGGGAGUAUUCAUUGGAUUAUUUGCAGUUUUCCUCGUAAUCCUUUUAGAAAUUUACAACCGUUCAUUACUUCUUGAUAAUGUUGGUGUAGAUUGGCUCUCAAGUACUGGAUACUAA